GUGUCUAAAAAAACAGAAACGUUCGGUUUGUUGUGGGAUUUAUAAACUAAUUUACUGUUUCCAACAAUGAAGAGGGUGAAUACCAGGAUACAAACUAUGAUUUCUAACUGCCUCAACCAUUCAGAAGAUAAAGAGAAUGACAAUCAAGAUUUUUAUGAUAACUCUCGACCAAGCAGUCCAAUGCAGAUUUCUUCAGAUUUUAGCUGAUUCGAUGGAUAAUUCCAACACUGAAGGUACAUCUGAUACACCAACAAUCGCAAGCAUAAGAAAUGGCGAAGAUCCAUUAUUUAUUGAUAGCGACGAUUCGGUGAGAGAUCUUAACUACUGUGCUAAUGUGGAUUAUAGCUCGAGUGAUGAUAGCUCUAAUGAUUUAAUAUCUUUGAUGACUGGUACUGCACGUGCAGAAAGCAACCAAAUACUAACCAAAUAAACAUGAGCGCUAGUCAUCAACUAGACACAGUUAAUUUAGGACCUCAUAGUACUGAACAGGAAAUUGGUCAAGUCGAUAAUGAAAAUAUGGUUUCUGUUUUAGAAACUCCUAUAAUAUCUGACAAUGCUAACACGAAUAAUGAUUGCUCACGUAAAAGAACGUUUUCUGUUCACGAAACCGGGUCAUCACUGGCUGAAAGACAGCCCAUGGGAAGACCAAAAAAAGGUAGAAAGCCAAAAUAUGGUGGGCUAUCGCGAGAAGAAAGGAAAACACGAAAGUACACAAAUCUGUCUUACGUCAACUCGAGGAAAAAGAUUGUCAGUCCUAAGAAAUUUAUAGAUUUUCAAUGUUGUUGUGUAAAAAAGUGCCACGAAAAUGUCACCGUAGAAAAGAGAUUGGCUCAAUUUAAAAAGUUUUAUUCUCUAGGAUCGUAUAAUGCGCAAAAUAUGCUUUUAACUGCUUUAGUAAAAGAACAACCUGUGAAGCGUCAUUACGUUGCAACAGACAAUAAAACCAAUGUUUCAAAGAAAAAGUUUUACUCACGCCAAUAUUUUCUAGAUGGUGUAUCAGUUUGUAGAGAUAUCUUCGUCAAAACAUUGCAGACGUCAGCAAAAAGAAUUAAUACGUCACUUUGUAAGAUGCGGUCAGAAAGUCGCAUUACAGAUAAUCGUGGUGUGCAUGGCGGGCGCAAUAGAGCAUCUCCUGAAAGUGAGGAGUUCGUGAUAAAUUUUAUUAAAAAGUUGCCGACAUAUAUAUCCCACUAUCGCCGAGAAAAAACAGACGGGGCUAAAUUUUUGAGAGCAGACAUGACCUUAUCAAAAAUAUAUGAGCUAUACAGCGAUGAAGCAAAAACAGCUGGCGUGAAAAUAUUAUCUACUGCAAAAGUCAAUAAAUUGUUUUUUACUAAGUUUAACCUGCGUACCAAGUCUCUUAAAAAAGAUACGUGUAAUAAGUGUGACUUUUUUGAAUGUCAAAUACUGCACGCGUCAUCGGAACAAAAUCGAGCCGAAAUUGAACAAAAGCAUUUAGCGCAUCAAGAAAUCGCAAAAUCUCCACAAACCAAUUGAAAAUUGACAUGAAGCUUGCUAAAGAUGAUCCCUCUGUUGAAACUUUGACUUUUGAUCUCGAAAAAACGUUGCCUUUACCGCGUAUACCCACGAAUAUCGUCUUUUACAAAAGACAACUCUGGGUGUACAAUUUAGGUAUACACACUGGGAGCAAUGAUGAAGCUCACUGCAAUGUGUGGGUAGAAGGUGAAGCUGGCAGAGAUGCUCAAGAGGUGGGGUCUUGUCUCAUUAAACAUAUCACAGAAAGGCUUGAUGGCAACGUGAAACAUCUGAUUUUAUGGUGCGAUUCGUGUGGUGGCCAGAACCGCAACAUAAAAUUAACAUUAAUGCUUAAAGCUAUGUUAAAUGAACAUCCCACAUUAGACCAGAUCAAUAUAAAAUUUCUUGAAUCGGGGCAUAGCUUUCUCCCAAACGAUUCAGAUUUUGGAAAGAUAGAAUGUGCCUUAAAACUUCAACAGAGGCUCUAUACACCGGAUGAUUACAUCCAUGUUAUGAAAACUUGUAAAAAAACUAAGCCAAAGCAUGUACACAGGAUGAAAAAUGCAGAUUUCUUGUCAUCGUUGAAGUUAGAAAGGAACAUAGUUAAUAGAAAGAAAACGAUAGAUGGAGAGAAAGUUUCGUGGCUCAAUACUAAAGAAAUCAUGAUUAAAAAGGAUGAAAUGUUCAAAAUUUAUAUGAAAACUAAUUUGGAUGAAGAUUUCAAGGUCGUGAAUAUAAAAAAAAAUGUUCGUGGAAGACAAUGUUUUGUAACGAAAGAGAUAAUGGAGCCACUUUGACCAACAGGGAAACCUGUCCCUGAAGCGAAGUUAAGGGAUUUAAAAAGCAUGCUACAUCUGAUUCCGCAAGACUCGCACGAUUUUUAUGUGAAACUUGUCGGAAGUGCUGAUUUAGAAGACGAUAUUGAAGGUUUUUCGGGUCAACUUGAUUUUGAAGUAGAAUAAAAUUUGAUUUUGAUUAAGUAAUUGUUUGGUACUAAACAUUUUUGUAAUUCUUAACAUUUUUAUGUUACAUAUUAUUAUAUUAGAAGAAUUUAAUAUUUGUUUUCGUUUUUUAGUAAAAUGAUU
Parnassius mnemosyne (clouded apollo) is the source of this 2561-nucleotide messenger RNA. The record is from the annotation of a GenBank genome assembly. Lineage: Eukaryota; Metazoa; Arthropoda; Insecta; Lepidoptera; Papilionidae.